GGUGCCGUGGCAGGUCAUGAUUGGUUGUUUCCCCGCCGAGCGUAAAGUUUAACAGAUCGAGAGAGAAAAACUCUCUCUCCCUCCUCCUCCGUUCUCCGUCGCGACUCGGCUCUAUAGUGUUUUGAUUUUCUCGCAGACAUUUUGGUGAGCAUUUCGUGUUAUAGAGGAUUUUCAAUGUCUGGCGCAGAGGAUAAUAAAUCUUCCCAUGCUGAGCUUUCGUCCCAAGUUUUUCUUGAUCUUGUGGAUUCGGUGAUUGCUGAUGUAGCAUCUGAGUGUCAUCGGGUAGCACGACUAGGACUUGAUCGUGAUUUGGAGGUAGUAGAAGAGGAGUUGAGGUUGUCAGUGGAAGCGCGUGCUAAGGUCGCUGAUCCUAGCAACAACCUUGAAACCAACACCAAAUUUGUUGUUGAUAUUUUUGGUCAGACUCACCCUCCUGUAGCUACUGAAGUGUUCAACUGCAUGAACUGUGGGCGACAAAUUGUUGCAGGAAGGUUUGCUCCUCAUCUGGAAAAAUGCAUGGGCAAGGGAAGAAAGGCUCGUGCCAAGACAACCAGGAGCACAACAGCUGCCCAGAACAGGAACGCACGACGCAGCCCAAAUCCGCGAUAUUCUCCUUAUCCAAAUUCUGCUAGUGAGAACCAGUUAGCAAGUGGAUCACCUGGUGUUGCAGGUGAAGACUGCUCAAAUGGCACAGUCCGAGAGAACGUGAAAGGAGACUGAAGCACGACCAGUGAGAGGCUUAUACUGAACGACAGUGUGGCUAGUAACUGACUCGACCAGACUGGUAUAAAUCGUAUUGCUAGGUUUAUAUUCAGUUCACAAAAAGAGAGAAAAGAGGCACAAAAGGAAAAGUAAGUAGCUGAGGUUCAUAAUGUAGCUAUUUCACCAGCUUAACAACCUUGGCAUGUCAAUUACAGAUUGAAAUGAAAUGAUUUUUUGGGGUAUCAAUAUAUUAGUACGUGCACCAUCA
Molecule: messenger RNA, 970 nt
Organism: Arabidopsis lyrata subsp. lyrata
Lineage: Eukaryota; Viridiplantae; Streptophyta; Magnoliopsida; Brassicales; Brassicaceae
Product: SAGA-associated factor 11 homolog
Exons: 4
Coding region: 175-720 (181 amino acids)
Cellular component (GO): SAGA-type complex; DUBm complex
Source: RefSeq, a predicted model, not a curated record